UUGGUGUUCUUCAGCGGAGAUUGUACCCUUGCCCCUGGCCUACGAUAGCAUUACAUACGAUUGCAGGGGAUUAAAACCCCGAACCUUCCUUUCUCUUCUCCAAUUUCCUUUUGAUCCUCCAAUCUUCUUCACCUUCCAGGAAAUACGUACCCAGAUAUAUAUAGAUAAAGAUAUUUGCUCAACUAGUAGGUGAGCAUGGCUACUCAAUCGGCAGCUCCUCCCAAUACUUCGGACGAUAAACUUCGAAACCCGGGUCCUGAAACUAUGCAACCAAAUGUUGAUCAGCCCCAAGAAGAGCCUGUAAAACAGAAUUCAACAUCAGUAUUUGUGAACCCACAACCUAUGCGGGAAGAGGAAGUACAGAAUGCUGUGAAAUUUCUAUCGCACCCAAAAGUUAGAGGCUCACCUGUCUUAUACCGGAGAUCAUUUCUGGAGAAGAAGGGCCUCACAAAGGAGGAGAUAGAUGAAGCCUUUCGCCGUGUGCCGGAUUCACCUCCAAAUGUGCUGACAUCUGGUGAAAAUAAAGAUGGGCAGCUGAAGACAUCAUCAAACGUUCAGCAACAAAACUUGGCACAGACUGUGCAGCAGGGCGCAUCUACUUCUACUGGUACUGCUAUUUCAUAUCCCAGAUUUCACUGGUCCCAAGCCAUUAUAGCAAUUGGAUUUCUUACCGCUUCAAGUGCUGGAACAGUUUUAUUAAUAAAGAAUUCGUUUCUUCCUCGAUUAAAAUCUUGGAUACGCAAGGUUGUAUUGGAAGAUGAUGAACCAUUGAAGAAAAUAGUCUCAAAACCGUCUUUAGCAGAAGAAGCAGCACUAGCUGCAAAAGCUGCUGCGGCUGCAGCUGCAGAUGUGGCAAAAGCUAGCCAGGAAAUGCUGGUUUCACAAAGUGAAGAGAGGAGAUACUUUGGAGAACUCGUGAGCCUUGUCGACAAGCAAGUACAAGAAAUGAAGUUGAUGACUAAUGCUAUAAGAAGAUUGGAAGCUUCUAGUGGAGCUGUUCUUUUGGAGCAUGAGGACCACCAAGUCACUCAAGCAAGUUCAAAGCAAGUGAUUGCAAAUGGCAAGGUGGACUAUAGCAUGCAUUCAGGGAGCUAUUCAUCAACACCUGCUUCUACUGGACCAUCUACUGCUCCCCAUCCUAAGUCAUAUAUGGAGAUAAUGGCCAUGGUCCAGAGAGGGGAGAAGCCUUCGAACAUUAGAGAUAUUGAUGAUCGCCCCCCCAAUCCAAAUCAACAACCAUCAAAUCCUCGCAUGGCACCAAGAGCCAAGCCUUGGGAGGUUAGUCAUGUGCAAAGCACUGAAACCCAAAUGCUUCAACCUUGGGUCAGUGGUGAAGACUUGAAUUCCAAGUUUCAAGACACCUCCAUUGAAGUGAAUGGUGACGCUCCAGUUCCCUGGUGGCAACGGAAAAAUGUUAGAAUCAGCGAGAUAGAUGAUGGCAAUGAGCACGGUGCAGAACCAAAUGGUGUUCCAUCUAGUCGUCAGCAGCAGCAGCCAGUCAGACGCACAUGGGUUCCACCUCAGCCUCCUCCUAUAGCAAUGCCAGAGGCUGCUGAAGCCAUUAGACGGCCCAAAUCGGUGGCUCAGAAGGAACAGGUGCGAGAUGAUUUGUCAGCAGCCCAUUCUUCAGACAUGUCUGAUGAGGUGCGAGACAUCCCAAAAACGUCUGAAUCCGAAGGCGCUACAGUUGACAGCGGACUCAGCUCAAUGCCCAAAUCUGGUGAGAUACAAACAGCUCAGGAAGUCAAUUAGUCAACUACGAAGAGGAAUAAAGCCAGGUCAGGUCAUGUUACUUAAUUAGCUUGAUUCAUCGCUUUGUGAAGUUGGUAGCAGUUGUCCAAAGUUCAGGAUGAGCUUGAAAGAACCUUUGUUUUAUAUAAUCAUACCUUGUCUGAACUUUUGGCCAAUCAUCAAUACAAGAUACGUGCAUAUUUUCAUAUGACAGAAUAAUAUUUUAAUUUGUAUCAAGCAAUGAUCAAUGAAUGUUAUUGUAGACCUGUA
Molecule: messenger RNA, 2001 nt
Organism: Prosopis cineraria
Lineage: Eukaryota; Viridiplantae; Streptophyta; Magnoliopsida; Fabales; Fabaceae
Product: peroxisomal membrane protein PEX14
Exons: 12
Coding region: 196-1752 (518 amino acids)
Biological process (GO): protein import into peroxisome matrix, docking
Cellular component (GO): peroxisomal importomer complex; peroxisomal membrane
Molecular function (GO): signaling receptor binding
Source: RefSeq, a predicted model, not a curated record